CAAACGUAAGCUUAAUUGGUGGGAUAUGCAAUUUGUAGAUUAAUUAAUAUAUGGUAGCAAACGCUUCCCUCGUACAACCACACAGAACCCUCAUUACAUAUAUAUUCCAACACCCUAAUUUAAUUCUCCCCCCUUCCUUUUCCAAACCUUCAAUUAUUUCCUUUCCCUGCAACCUUUCAUUUCUUAAAGGUCUUUUACUAUUUUUGGUUACCCUUAAUUAAUUCUCUUCUUCUCCAAUUUCUCUUUCUCCCUCGCCAGUCAAUUCAUUCUCAUACCUCAAACUCAACUUCACGCGCCGUCGUUUACUUAAAUCUCUGCUGUUCAAUGUUCUGGGCUUUUUUGCAUCAACCCAAAUGGAGCUGCCUGCAUGAACAAUGAAUAAUAAUGGAAUUGGAAGCCCUCCGACGACUAGCUACUUGUUGAUACACCCAUUAUCAUUCCAAAAACCAUGUCCUCAAAAAUGAAAGGAAUCUACAAGAGUUUCAAAUACAUCUCUCAAAUCUUUGUGGUGAAAGAGAGAGAUAUGGAGAUUGGGCAUCCAACGGACGUGAAGCACGUGGCUCAUAUUGGAUUGGAUAGUUCAUCUCCUUCUGCUUCAGCACCCAGCUGGAUGAAUGAAUUCAAAACGGCCCAGUCCUUGGGCGACGCCAGCGAACGAAGAGAUUCCAAUUCAACCGCUAUAACUGCUCUCACUCAUUGGUCCACUCAUUCCCAAGAGUUUGAUCUUUCAAUAGGUUACCAAUCCGCAUCCGACGCGUCUCUGGAGGCUCCAAAGAAAUCGAAGAAAAAAAAGAGUUGCAAGAAUUCGACAUCUGUCAGGUCUUCGUCUUCGUCUUCCUCUUCAAGAACGUCGAAGCAGAUCCCAAACUAUCAACUGUAGAACACUAGAACACGAACGGCUCAGAUUUUCCACAUUUUCUGACAAUUCUUCAAAGCGGGGUUGUUCCUUCUUGGAGUGCAAAUUUGUAAAUUUUUUUUUUUUUUAUCUUUGUUCCCUCGGUUGCGUAAAUAGUAGAAAACCGACGGACUUCGUUUGUUUUCAUUUCUAGU
Molecule: messenger RNA, 1050 nt
Organism: Momordica charantia (bitter melon)
Lineage: Eukaryota; Viridiplantae; Streptophyta; Magnoliopsida; Cucurbitales; Cucurbitaceae
Product: CRIB domain-containing protein RIC10-like
Source: RefSeq, a predicted model, not a curated record